GGCGGGACAACACGAUGGAGGAGGAAGGGGAUGAGCUCUUCCCCCCGACGAUGAUAGGCGACAGUGCCUAGCCGCCGCAAGACGUCGCCACGUCCUGGAGACAGACUCUAACGUCAUCUGCGAGGAAAACCACCAAACGCGAAGGCGAUCAGCUGAUGUGGUCGUCGCCAGUCGCCAGUCGCCAGUAGAAACAAGUAGAAACGUCAAAGGCGCACGACUACGAAACUCGCAGGACUUUAUGCCCGAUAGAAAGAGAAUUGAGGGAUUACCGAGUGGUAUUCUGACGUAAAAUUGGAUCUUAUACUGCAUAAAGAAAGGGUGAAGAGCAUUGUGGUCCGAUAAGGGCGGAUAUCCACAGAGAAAGGAGGAAGCGAAGGCUCGCGUGAUUAACAGAUGUAAACAUUCCAAACAUCGCCACCUCGGAUUGGAAGUCGCGCCGUCGAAAAUGAAUCACGUGGAGAUCGAGGACUUUUAUCAUCACGACUUUACCACCGUCUCCGAAUGGGAAGUGUUCAUCGCGCGACUCGAGGAGAUCAUGCACGAAUGGAGGCUGCCGCAUACGAAGGUCGCGAGCCCCCUCAAACCGGGGGAUUUCGUCAACUGUCAGUGGCACGAGGCCUCGGAGAAGCUGAACUUCGCAGAUGUAGAAUUUUUGCUGAAGCACUACAAGCUAGAAAAGGAAGAAGAAGAGGAGGAUGCGGCAAAGGAGGAAAGUGAAGAAGAAUGGAUACAGUGUCAAAAGGACGCUUUGGAUGUAUCCAAUGAUUUUGUAAAGCUCAAUGAUAAUUGUCUGGAAAUAGCUCGUUAUUAUGGAGUUAGAGAAUUUCUUGUUUUAAUACCAGCUCGAAAAGGGAGUUUGACAGAUGAAACUCGAAUCAAGAUUGUACUCAGUUCGUUAACAAUUGCGACUAACAACGCAAAUUGUUACGUACCGGCAUUGGUGCAGGUACAAGAACCUUGGCAGAAAAUGUAUCUCGGCUGCUGUGCUGGUAAAGGCACGUGUGCGAAUCUCGAUAUGGUACACUUAAAGAAAGUUCCACCACAUUGCCGAUACCUCACUGGUUUACUUGCUCUUUUCAAGCAGAAAAUUGGGGAGGGCUGCGGAGUAAAGAUCGACUCCGUAAUGGUGUCCGUUAGAUUUUCUUAUCUAUUAAAAGACUGGACUAAUAGCACGUGGACGCAAGAACCUCCGGAUUUCGAUUUCAUGCAGGGAGAAACGUUAGGCGUGGCCGAAUUGGGUAAACUUCCUUUUGGAGCGACUUUCGAUCCCGUCGGGGAACUUCACCUAUUUGUUACGUGGCCGCAAAUGUCAGACAAUGUGGUGGUGGAUAGCGAAGGAUACUCGGAUCUCGAGCCGCAACUCGCUCCUGAAUGGUCUGUGCAAGUGAAAAUGGUAGCCCUGCCGGCUUGUCUACUCAGCGAAUAUAUGACAGACUUUCUGUAUCUAUGCAAUAAUCAGAAGACCAUGGUGGAACUACUGGGUGAGAGCGCGUCUUACAUUCACGAUGACGAACAGAUGCUGAGUUCGGCCUUCAAUGUGCUCACCGAGUCCAGAAUACCCACGCUUUCAACCGUUGUGGGCAGAUCGAGCGUGAAAAAGAAGAACAUCGAAGGUCCAAUCUCGGAAGAGAUAUUGCUACCUAUACUUUACUUCCUUUUUCCGGAUGCAGAUGAAAACUCGAAGUUCCCCUACAACGAUAUCACUGCGGGUGUGGAAGAUGACCAGUGGAAGGGUGUGAAAACUUGCGCGAUGGACAGCUUGGUGUGGCGUCUAUCAAUCGUCGCGGCGCACUGCACGCACAAUCUUGGCGGAGCAACCGCUUUGGCCCAGCUCUGGCAUGAGUUCGUGCAAGAGAUCAGAUUUCGCUGGGAGAGGAGUAUCCUGAUACCUGGAGUCGGGCCCGGCUUUCCAGAUUCCGUUCGCACGUGCUUGCUGCAUCAAAAGUUACAGAUGAUGAAUUGCUGCGUAACGAGAAAAAAGGCGAGGGAGGAGAACGCGCACAGGUCUCAGAGCACGGAGAUGGACGAUGUGGAGGAGACAGAGUCCGAGGAGGAUGAGGAAUUCUUUGAGUGCACGAGCGAGGAGCUGGCGAGCGAGGAGGUUUCGUCAACGAAGCCGCAAUUGAAGGCGAAGCACCUGCUGUGGAACAAACCCGCGGGAAGAUUGGCCAAACACCCUUCGCUCAGGCUGAUUCAAACUGGAGACCCUCUUUAUCUACCAAUCACGCAGGAUCCCGUACCGAAGACGGAGGACCAGCUAGAGGAGGACGCGCAGGUGAUGAUGCAGCUCGGUACAGACAAGUACGCCUCCGAGAUGCGGGCUCGAAUGAUGAGCGCAUCCCUGUUAUCCGACAUGGAAUCCUUCAAGGCGGCAAAUCCUGGCGCGGUGCUAGAGGAUUUUAUUCGAUGGUAUUCCCCGAGGGAUUGGAUCGACGAAGAAGGUAUUGACGAAUGGGGACAAGGAAAGGGUCACUUGUCGCCGCGGAUGAUGAUCCCGGAUAAUCCGUGGUCAACGACAUGGGCAUCGGCGCAGCCAGUUCCCGCACACCGGCAGAAACGACUGUUCGACGACACGCGAGAGGCGGAGAAGGCCCUGCAUUACCUGUGUUCGAAACGAAUAGGCCAGGUUGCACAGCUCUUGCUGCCGACUCUAAUGCACGCCGCGCUCUAUACUCUGACCUCACAGAAACAGGAAGCUCUACCGAGCCUGCCCGAUGUAGCACAGAGCAUACUCAACAAAUUGCAAUACGCGACGAAGCCAAUUCAUCAAAAGCUACAAGUGUAUGAGGACAUCACGCGCGACGUCGAGAGCGUGGAAGCGCUGGUCGCGCAAGUAAAUUCGUUGCAGCACAAGCUGGGCGGUAACAACGACUCCAAGGAAUUCACGUCCUUUUUGAUUCAAUUGAUGCGGGGAAAGGAGGUGAGUGUGCCCGGCGCUUCCAGAGGUGACAUCGGAGCUCGAAUAACGACGAUGUUCCGCGACGCUCAAAAGGCCGCUCAUAUGAUGACGUCCGUCAGUAACACCCAUAAGGAUACAAGUGCGGAAGAUAGUCGAUACAGAAUGUUUCCCGAACCAUCGUGCAAAGAAUUUAUUUUACGGGCGAUAAUGCCGCGACCUUCGCCAGCUUCCACGCCGCAGCCGCAACGGCUGUACGUCUGCCUUAAACGAGAUCACAUUCGUUUAGCUGGAUUCUUUUCCGAAGAUACAACGUUCUUAUAAUGUCAAACGGACGGUGUC
Molecule: messenger RNA, 3238 nt
Organism: Temnothorax curvispinosus
Lineage: Eukaryota; Metazoa; Arthropoda; Insecta; Hymenoptera; Formicidae
Gene: Rab3GAP1
Product: rab3 GTPase-activating protein catalytic subunit
Exons: 15
Coding region: 446-3220 (924 amino acids)
Biological process (GO): positive regulation of GTPase activity
Molecular function (GO): GTPase activator activity
Source: RefSeq, a predicted model, not a curated record